AUGAAGAACUUCUCUUCUCUCCAUCACUUUCUUCUUCUCGCUACGCUACUCGCUCAACUACCCUUGUUUCAGUCAAGCUACCAUGAGUACCAAGAUGCAUUAUCAAAGUCCAUUCUUUUCUUUGAGGGUCAAAGGUCAGGCUAUUUGCCACAAGAUCAACGUGUAACUUGGCGUGCUAAUUCAGGCCUGAGUGAUGGAUGGACAUAUAACACAGAACUGACUGGUGGCUACUAUGAUGCUGGUGAUAAUGUCAAGUUUGGCUUCCCUAUGGCAUUUACAACUACAAUGUUGUCUUGGAGUGUGAUUGAAUUUGGAGACUUAAUGCCUCCAAAUGAAUUGAGAAAUAGCUUAGUUGCCGUUCGUUGGGCCACUGAUUAUUUGCUCAAGACUGUUUCUCAGCCUAACAGGAUUUUUGUUCAGGUGGGGGAUCCAAAUGUAGACCAUAAUUGUUGGGAGAGACCAGAGGACAUGGAUACUCCUAGGACCGUUUAUGCUGUGGAUGCACCAAAUCCAGCAUCUGAUGUUGCUGGUGAGACCGCGGCAGCUCUGGCAGCUUCGUCUAUGGCAUUUCGAUCGUCGGACCCAGGUUAUGCAGAAACAUUGUUAAGAAAUGCCAUUAAGGCCUUUCAAUUUGCUGACAGUUACAGAGGAGCUUAUAGUGACAACCCCAAUGUCAGAGAUGGUGCAUGCCCAUUCUAUUGUGAUUUUGAUGGUUAUCAAGAUGAGUUGCUAUGGGGAGCAGCAUGGCUUAGAAGGGCAUCUUCUGACGAAACUUACCUUAGUUACUUACAAAACAAUGGCAAAACCCUUGGUGCUGAUGACAAUAUUAAUGAAUUUGGCUGGGACAACAAGCAUGCUGGCCUUAAUGUUCUGGUCUCCAAGGAAGUUCUGGAAGGAAACAUGUACACUCUCCAAUCAUACAAAGCUUCAGCAGAUAGCUUCAUGUGCACCCUUAUACCCGAGUCAUCAUCCUCUCACAUAGAAUACACUCCUGGUGGCCUCAUCUACAAGCCAGGAGGCAGCAACCUGCAACAUGCGACAACAAUUUCAUUUUUGCUUCUUGCUUAUGCAAAUUACCUAGAACGAACAUCUCAAUCUGUCAACUGUGGAAAUGCGAACGUGGGUCCAUAUUCACUUCGUCAACAGGCUAAAAGGCAAGUUGAUUACAUUUUAGGGGAUAACCCUAUGGGAUUAUCUUAUAUGGUCGGAUAUAGUGACCAUUAUCCUCAACGGAUUCAUCACCGUGGCUCGUCCUUGCCGUCCAUUAAGGAUCACCCUGAAUUUAUAGCUUGCAAAGAAGGUUCAAUUUACUUUAAUUCAACAAAUCCUAACCCUAAUGUUCAUGUUGGAGCUAUUGUGGGUGGACCUAGUGAAGAUGAUUCCUACGACGAUAAUCGAGAUGAUUUUAGAAAGUCCGAGCCAACAACGUAUAUUAAUGCACCGUUUGUUGGUGCGCUUGCUUAUUUUGCAGCAAAUUCCAAUUUUAAUUGA
Dovyalis caffra is the source of this 1491-nucleotide messenger RNA. NCBI's taxonomy places the organism in Eukaryota, Viridiplantae, Streptophyta, Magnoliopsida, Malpighiales, Salicaceae. The record is from the annotation of a GenBank genome assembly.